AUGCCGCCGCAUAUCUUCCGAUACCGUACUUCCUUCGUUGCGUUAGCUGUGUCUUUUAUCAUGUUCUGGGUGGUCUACUUUGUAUCGGUGUACUUCCAGGCUAUGAAGCUUUCUACCUCUACUCGUGAUAGUGUACAGUUUCUAUCUACUAGUGUGAUUCUCGCUGUGCCGACCGCUGUUGUCGCAGAUGUCCUCCUUACUAAACGGGGCCGCUAUAAGCCUAUCUAUAUUGUCGCCAUGGUUCUGACCCUCCUAGGAUUAGGUCUCUUUACUCUCUUUGAUGUUGAAUCUAGUCCAGCAGAGUUGAUCAUUUUCCAAAUUAUCACCGCCAUCGGCUUGGGUCUUCUGCUCACAACUACUCUCUUGCUCCUCAAGUGCAACGGGAGGUGA
Molecule: messenger RNA, 390 nt
Organism: Penicillium vulpinum
Lineage: Eukaryota; Fungi; Ascomycota; Eurotiomycetes; Eurotiales; Aspergillaceae
Exons: 1
Coding region: 1-390 (129 amino acids)
Biological process (GO): transmembrane transport
Molecular function (GO): transmembrane transporter activity
Source: RefSeq, a predicted model, not a curated record